CUGACAGAAAACCAGUCCAGUACAACAUGAAAGGUCGAACCGCACUGUCCAUCCUUCUGGAGCUGAGUUGAGUUGGUGUUUUGUAUAGGUUUUCCACUGAUAACGGUGCUUUACCCAUGACCACACCAACGAGCAGUUUGGUGGAUAAACGAGUGUCUGUCUAGAUUUUUUUUUUAAGGAAGACACUUUCCAAACGAUACCGAUUAAUUAUUAGAUAUCGACAUACCAACGUUUUUACGUGGCAGAUUGUGAAGGUAGAAAAUAUGCCAGCAGUGAGAUGUUUACAGAAAGGCAGCGAAACCCGAAGCAGCAUCUGUUGGUGAUUUACAUUUUGGUUGAAAUAUUAGCGAUCGUCUGGGUGGCAAAUGGGCUACCUCAGCUUCAACAGCAACAGGUAGCGGCAGAUGAGGCGCGGAAUACUAGCGGAACUAAUGUUCGGAACAGUGAUUAUGAGUACCAGUAUGUACAAAAUUGGCCCAAAUUGGAUAGAAGACUCGGAUCAGUAUCCGCCGUGGCAUUCGAUGCUGAAAGGAAUGUAGUUGUCUUCCAUCGAGGUCCCACCGUGUGGAAUAUAUCGUCGUUUGAUCAGAAAAAUCGGUAUACCUUCACCAACGCUGGACCAAUCGUCGAGUCUACCCUAUUGAGAUUCAGCAGCGAAAGUGGUGAUCUGCUGAACGAGUAUGGUGCUAAUUUCUUCUACAUGCCCCACGGCCUCACAAUCGAUAAGAACAAUCACUAUUGGGUGACAGAUGUUGCGAUGCAUCAGGUUUUCAAAUUCGAUCUGACGGUUUCCAGCAGCAAACCGGUUCUUACGCUCGGUCACCGCUUCGAGCCCGGAACCGGCCCUACAAGUUUCUGUAAACCGACCUCGGUGGCUGUGCUAGAGAAUGGAGACUUCUUCGUAGCCGAUGGGUACUGCAAUGGACGCAUCAUGAAGUUCUCCCCAGACGGCCAGUUGAUUCUGAGUUGGGGAAAAAACUCAUUCGUACUUACCCGGACGUUUAAUUUGCCUCCGGGGCCGGUGCCGGCGAACUUCCUUGCCAUACCCCAUGCACUAACCUACGCUGCAGAUAAGGAUCUUAUUUGUGUGGCUGACCGCGAACAAGGUCGCAUCCAGUGCUUCCAAGCCCAAAAUGGGACAUUCCAUUCCAUGUACAGCAACGACCUGAUAGGCAGCCGUUUGUUCAGCGUUAAGUAUCUUCCUCUUAAUGGUGGACUAUUUUACAUCAUCAAUGGCCCACAGUUCACAUCAUCGCAGCCAAUCAAUGGACUGAUUAUGUCGAUGAACAACAGCGAGAUUGUAGGACGAUUUUACCCGGACACCCCUCAGCAUGCCUUCAGCAAUCCCCAUGAGCUCGUCAUUAGCGACGAUGGAAGCGAAAUCUAUGUGGCCGAGUUACUUCCGACCAAGGUUCAUAAAUUCAAGCGGAAAGGAACACCAGUGCAAGCCGCCAAAGUCACCAAAUCCAUCGAAUAUCAUCGAAUGCCUCCGACGCCGGCUGCCGACAGUCUCUACGCCAGUGGCUUGACCAUGGUGUCAAUCGUGGCCAGUCUGAUAGGGACCAGUUGUUUGGUUCUGUGUGUUUCGCGUACUUUGUGCUUUAAAGCAUCCAGUGGGGGUGGAGGAAGGAGACAGAGGUUUUCCACGGCUAGCGAGAAUAUUGCUCUCCAUCGCAUGGAUCGAGAUCGCGGUGAUGAGGGCGAUGCGUAGAAGGAAAACCGCCCUACUAAUGUUUAACAUUCCGUCCGAAGAUCGUUUGUUAGCACACUCAGUGUGAUGGUUGUUUCGGGGGAUUUGAGUAGUUGUACGAAUAAGCUGAACUUGCUACAUGAUUAGACUGACGAACACCUUAGUACCUAUUUAUUAACAUAUGAAUAAAAGUUAGUUAACGAA
Messenger RNA from Aedes aegypti (yellow fever mosquito), 1894 nucleotides. It is a transcript of the gene Pal1, whose product is annotated as peptidyl-alpha-hydroxyglycine alpha-amidating lyase 1. The coding region runs from base 278 to 1711 and encodes 477 amino acids. NCBI's taxonomy places the organism in Eukaryota, Metazoa, Arthropoda, Insecta, Diptera, Culicidae. Gene Ontology annotation, cellular component: extracellular region; membrane. The transcript is spliced from 4 exons. Gene Ontology annotation, molecular function: protein binding; catalytic activity. The record is from RefSeq and is a predicted model, not a curated record. Gene Ontology annotation, biological process: peptide metabolic process.